Marasmius oreades (fairy-ring Marasmius) is the source of this 1479-nucleotide messenger RNA. RefSeq lists its product as uncharacterized. Gene Ontology annotation, biological process: late endosome to vacuole transport via multivesicular body sorting pathway; vesicle budding from membrane. The transcript is spliced from 5 exons. The record is from RefSeq and is a predicted model, not a curated record. The coding region runs from base 1 to 1479 and encodes 492 amino acids. Lineage: Eukaryota; Fungi; Basidiomycota; Agaricomycetes; Agaricales; Marasmiaceae. Gene Ontology annotation, cellular component: ESCRT III complex; multivesicular body.
AUGCCAGCGUCCCCUUCCCUCCUCAACUCGCAGCUAUAUGCUUCGACUUCUCGUGAACGCCUCAAAACUCUCUACUCGGACUUCUCCAGGCAGAAGCAGUCAAGUCCUACAUCCUACGAAGCUAAAAUUGCUUGGUGGAAACGCGCAUUAGAAUGCUAUCUUGUGGCCGAUAGUUCGGACUCACUGGUUUUACAUGCAAAUUCUGACUUGCUAGAGGACUUGAGGGUGGAAGGCGUAGGCAGACCCAUCGGACUGAAUGCAGUCAUAGCCGAACUAACGACAUCUACGAGUUCGCCGCCUCCUCCAAUGUUACUGUUGGCGACGUUUCUUUCAUUACCGAACUCCAUCUACUCCUCAAGAUCCCCUCUUUCGUAUGUUACGGCGGUACCAAAGCUCCUAUUAUCAUACGGCGUUGCCAAACCACUGUGGUGGGCUCUCGAACAAGUCGGUGUAGUGGGGGAAGAUAGCAUUACCAGUUCUAUUUCCAGCACGUUUUCGUUUCCAAGGCCACAAGCUUCGUCGGCACCAUCAUCAAGCUUGCAGGAUUCGUGGUUCGGUGAUUAUAUUGCACUUGGAUUAGUUGAGAAAGCGGGGCAGAGUAUCACGGAAAGACAGCGUCGGAAGGUUGUUGGACCAGGUGACGCGUUAUACAGUCUUGAUAGGUUUAGAAGGGAAUUCGCCUUGUGCAUACCCGGAAAAGGUGGAGAACCGAAUGAUGGUGAGAACGCCAUGAUGAGCGAGCUAAAUAUGAAGGUACUGCUCAGAUAUCUCACAAGAGACAAAGAGGUUGUCAUCGUUGACGGAGAUGUGGUGAAGUUCUUCGAAUCUUAUUCUCUAGCUGAGAAGACGAAGGAAAUUACCGUUGUCGACCGUGGACUUGUGGAAUUAAAAGAUGCGGUAGAUAAUCUCCGACGUCAAACAUUCGCGAUACAGACGAAGAUGGAACAGUGUACAGCAAAUGCAGCUGCAGCAAUUAAGCAGAAUCAGAAACCGCUCGCAUUGAGUUACCUUCGCUCACGGCGGCAACUCGAAGGCGUAUUGAAGAAAAGAUUCGGCGCGUUAGAAAACUUGGAGGGGACUCUUGUUCAGGUCGAGGCUGCGGCUGAAGACAUCCAGAUCGUGAAAGCUUAUAGUACUUCAACUGCCACUUUGAAGGCAAUCCUCUCGCACCCAUCAUUACAACGAGAGUCGGUAGAGCAAACGAUGGAAGCAAUGGCCGAGGCGAAUACGGAUGCUAAAGAAAUCGACGAGGUCAUAAAGAUCGGAGGCGACCUUGCACUCGGCGUUGAGGAUACCAUUGACGAUGAGGAGAUCCAAAAUGAACUGGCUCAACUCGUUGUGGAGGCUCAAAUGGAACCGGGAACAAAAGUUUCCGAACUACAAGAGAAACUGGAUAAAGUUUCGUUGGUACCCCCAGAAGGAACACCUGCGAGGAAGGAAGCCGGGAAGCACUCGGAGCCACAUCCAGUUAUCGUAUGA